Molecule: messenger RNA, 1995 nt
Organism: Eucalyptus grandis
Lineage: Eukaryota; Viridiplantae; Streptophyta; Magnoliopsida; Myrtales; Myrtaceae
Product: thiamine-repressible mitochondrial transport protein THI74-like
Exons: 2
Coding region: 453-1037 (194 amino acids)
Biological process (GO): transmembrane transport; regulation of peptide transport
Cellular component (GO): membrane
Molecular function (GO): transmembrane transporter activity
Source: RefSeq, a predicted model, not a curated record
AUUGGGAAUUUCGAUAGGAGGAGAUGACGAGUAAAGUCUGAAGAUGGGUUUUGGGGUUGAUAUACAUAGUUGCCGUCACCACCAUUUGGAUUGCUGCUAGUUAUGUGGUUCAAUCCGUGGUCGAUUCGGGAGUUUCGCCUUUCCUCAUCACAUAUAUAUGCAAUUCCUUGUUCAUCGUUUACAUUCCCAUCUUUGAAAUCAGGCGCCAUGUGGAGGAUAAAUGUGGGAGUUUAUGGUUCUGGUGGAAUAGGAAGCGUGGUGAUAGUAGCUCUUUGAAAGGAUCGGGGGAGUCAGAGAAGGCGAAUUUACUUGCAGGAGGUGAUUUGAGCGCGAAAGCUGAUGAUCCGGAUCCAUCCUCGUCUGCGGAGGAAGGCGAAAUUGGUCAUCAUGCGAAAGAUGAAUAUGUAGGAUCUGAGCAUGAGAGUGAAAGGGCUUUGCAUGAUCAAGGUGUAAUGAGUGAAGUUGUUGACAAGGAAGUGGACGCAAAGGGAUGUUGGACAAGGAUGAGAGUCGCGAAAGUUAGCCUUCUCAUUUGCCCAUUUUGGUUCUUUGCACAGCUCACUUUCAAUCUGUCCUUAAAGUACACUACUGUCACGUCAAACACUAUCUUGAGCAGUGCAUCAAGUCUAUUCACCUUUUUGGUCGCUCUUGCGUUCUUGGGAGAGAAAUUUACCUGGAUAAAGCUGAUCAGUGUUCUUCUUUGUAUGGGAGGAACAAUCAUUGUUAGUGUGGGUGACUCCCAAACAGAAUCUUUAGUAAGUGCAACUGCGACAAACCGUCUUCUUGGAGACAUCCUUGCUCUUGUCUCAGCUGCCCUGUAUGCUGUACACAUCACCUUGAUUAGGAAUAAACUACCUGAUGAUGAUGAGAAGCAAGAUCGAGGUCAAGUCAGCAUGGCGCAGUUCCUUGGAUACUUGGGGCUGUUUAACCUCUUGAUAUUCCUUCCUGUCACCCUUGUGCUUAAUUUUGCUAAGCUGGAGCCAUUUACUAACCUUAACUGGGAGCAAGUUGGUCUAAUUGUUAGUAAAGGUGAGUAGCAAAUUCCGUGAUUUGGUUCUUUUUCUUGAUUUUCCUUUUAGUCAUCUAAAAUGUGCUAUGCUUUUCUUGGGGAAAGAAAAACAGUGGUUAGGUCUAAGUUGGUUUACUUGAUUUGAUCAUAUUUUUAAGGAGCUUGUGGUUGUUUGUUGAAUUCCGUCUUUCACUUUUUCUUGAUAUGGCGUUUGCUUGUUUUUGAAGCCCAACACAGCUUUAGGCCCUUUAACGUUUGGUGACUCAAAGUUGCGAGGAAAAUGAAGGGAAAUAGAAUUGGAAGCAUGUUGAGGGGAAUCAAUACUUAGGUUGUUUGGAUGGGGUGGAAGGAAAAGGUAAUAGAAAAAUAUUUAAAUAGCGAACGGAAAUAUCCUUAAUAUGUUCACUUUGUGUCACGAGUCCCAUUCCCCUCACCCACUUCCGCCAAAAGAAAAAACUCUUUUGAGUAGGCCACCUUUUCUUUUCUUUGGCAGACUAUUGGAAUAGUCAUCAUCAUACCCACAUUCAGGUGUGUACACAAGUCAGACAUCAGACUGUGUACUCUCAUCAGCACUUGUAGUUGACUGCAGAUGACAUAUCGCAGAGUAGUCAUUGACAAGCAAUUGGUGGGUGGUUGCUAAACCUGUAGUUAUGCUGGCAUGCUUACUGCCAAUUAUGCAGGCUCUUCCAAGACACAGCAUUGUGCAUGUCUGGUGAAUAUAUGUACUUGAUCAGGCAUAUCUUUGGAAUGCAUGAUCACAACUUGCAUCUAAUCAGAUUUAGCUAAGUUUGUCAGAAGUGAGCUUUGAAAGUUCCCCCAGAGUUUCAAAGGUUGAUUUGAGCUAACAUGUCCCUAAGCACUUGAAAAGAAUUACUGUGCCUUUUGAUUAAGCAUGUGUAGGGAUAUUCUAUGCGUGUUUGUGGAUAGUCUCUUUUGCCUUGUGGAAGAGGAAUUUCUAGCUAUAAUAUACUUUAGUUAGUGAAAGC